CCAGAAGGCCUCAUACCAAUGGAGAGUGUAUUAUUUGAUUAUAAACCCAUGACCAUUCCCUAAAUUAACCAAGGGACACUUUCAUUCAAUACUUCCCCUCGAACAAAGUACGCCUCUCCUUAAUCGAGGCUCGACUUCUUUGGAGUCAUAGUUAUUUUUUACUGCCUUCGAGGAGGCUUGACUCUUUUUUUUUUUCUUUUUGGAGUCCUUUGUUCGACAUUCGAAGAUUUGUCAAUCUAUUGGCAUGGGACAAUAGAUUGACAAACACUCGCUGUCUUUAUUAAGGAACCAAAUGCAUGUAUGUAGGUCAUCUUCAUCGGGAUAUUCUCUAUUAUGUUAUGCUAGUAUGGAUGUGUACAUUCGAGUUUUAUGUUUGUGGGCUUUUCUUUUUCUGUGGUGUCCAGUGACGUGUAAUGUGUUGGGCCUAACUAAGUCAGGCUAAGGGGUACGCAUACAAGUUUGCAUAGUGGGUUCAUGUGUGCGUACGUGGGGCUGUGUGGAGAAGUACUGCACAUCAACCUUGCCUGAAACUGUAAAGCUAAGGUUAUGUUACGAUUUUGAAAGAUAAGUCUCAACAGGUGUGUUAUUGUAGAGGGAGAGUGGAUGUGUUGAUAUUUCUAUGGACUAUAAGGAAAGUACAUGACGACCUUACCCGAAGCUCGUUUCAACUAAUCUAAAGGAAGUUUCGACUUUGGAAAAUGCAAUCUCUUCGGUCGAGUUUCUAUUUACUGCUCUUUCCAUAUCUUUGGUAAUUUAUUUGAUUCAUUAUAAAUAGAAAACUUUUACCGCGGGUGUGAUGGUUUUAAUAUACUCCAUGAUAUUAGAGCCCCUUCGAUUUCUUCUCUAUGGCUUCCAAAUUCUCUUCUCAUCUUCUUCCUAAUCCAUAUAAUCACCAUCAAACUUUCUUCCUCCAAUUAUCUUCUUUGGAAAAGUCAACUUCUCCCUCCUCUUGAGAGUCAAGACAUGUUGGGUUAUAUUGAUGGAACUAUUGUUUCACCACCUCGCUUUGAACCAGAAACCUCCUCAACACUCAGCACCAAAUAUGCAGCUGAUCAACGACUUCUUUGUCUUCUACUCUUUUCUCUCAUUGAGGAAGCCAUUGCUGUUGUCGUUGGUCUGUCUACUGCACGUGAUGUUUGGCUCGCGUUGGAGACUACGUUCAGCCAUUAUUCGAAAGCUCGUGAAUUGAUAUUCAAGAAUAACUUGCAGCUAAUGAAACGCGACACCAAACUUGCUGAUUUAAUCUUUAAAGGUGAAAGUUUUGAGUUGUUUCAGCGCUCGCUUGAGUCUUCUAACUCAACUCCUACGACAUUCACAACCACUAAUCGUGAUCGCACCCAUGGAAGUCACACUGAUUCUUUUUGCCACCAACGAGAUCGUUCUCAUUCACACAAUAACUCUUCCAAUCGAGGACGAACCCACUCUGGCCAGGGUCGUCGGCCACCUUGCUGCCAAAUAUGUCGCAUGGAGGGCCAUUAUGCUGACCGCUGCAACCAACGAUACGUUCGACCUGAUUUUUCUCAUGCUUACCUUGUUGAAGCCUUCAACACUUCCUGUUCUAUUGCUGGACCCGAGGCUGCUCAUUGGUUUUUGGACACUGGGACUUCAACCCAUAUGACUACCGAUCCAUCUAUUUUGGACCAGUAAAAAAAAUUACACAGAUAAGGACUCUGUGAUUGUAGGAAAUGGUGCAUCCCUACCCAUUACCCAUACUCGUACUCUUUCUCCUGUUCCAAAUAUUCACUUAUUAGAUGUUUCAGUUUUACC
Molecule: messenger RNA, 1767 nt
Organism: Cucurbita moschata (crookneck pumpkin)
Lineage: Eukaryota; Viridiplantae; Streptophyta; Magnoliopsida; Cucurbitales; Cucurbitaceae
Exons: 2
Coding region: 964-1647 (227 amino acids)
Source: RefSeq, a predicted model, not a curated record